GCUGUCAGUUUGUCUUGAGAAAGAACAGGUCUUUUCCCCUCAUUUUUCUUAACUACUAUGUCCAGACAAAUGGACAGCUAAGAGUAAGCAUAUGUGCUAAUAUGAGCUGAGGAUAUAGGUAGCUGCAAGAGGAUGGGCAGGAAGAGUAAACUAAGAAGUGGAACAUUCCAGAAUAUUCUCAGAAUGAUUCUAAUAAUUAAUAUCAUUAUGUGCUCUCAAAUAAAUGUACACAUUAUUUCUUUUGGGUGAUGCUCUGGGGCUGUACAACAUGCCCAAGGCUAAACAGGCUGGUUCUUGUCAUGGUAGGCACAGUGGGGAAAUUGGACUCCCAACCUCAGGUUUCAUAGCCAGGUGCCCAAACCCUUGAGCUAUACAGACCAAUAAUAAUUACAGGCCAUCAAAUCUAUUCUGACUUAUGGCAAGCCUUCCCAGGACUUUCUAGAAUUAGAGUACCCAGGAGUGCUUUUAUGGUAAAGAAAAUAUGGAGCUGUAAUCUGGACUUCCUCUCAGGGGGAAAGGGUGUGUGGAGGAGUUCCAUUCAUAGCCUUAGGGGGUAUCUGUGGUCAGUCUCCUAUAGAAAUCUGAUCUGAAUGGUUCCUCCCUCUACAUUCUUUGCAACCUCCCUGACAUCACAAGUGCCCUUUGUGACAGAAUUAUGGCACAGGAGUCCUGCCAGUUCUAACAGAUGACUGUAGGACUCCCCAACAUCAUAUAAUAGUGUAGCAAAAAAUGAGAACUCAAAGAUCCUGUAAAAUGCUAAUUUCACAAUGCUAUGUGUAUGUGACAUCAUAGAUGGAUGGGGGACAAGACAAUAUAGAACCACCCCAGGGAAACAAGACCCAACAGCCCAGUAUCAACACAUCACCACCACCAAAGAUGAUCCUGGAGGAGGAGAAAGGAGACGAAGCAUUACAAUGUAUCUUCAUCAACACCAAUCCAUUGCCAAUUUUAGCAGAAAUGGAAGGCAGACUGGCAAAACGAGCAUGGGCGGCAGUAGGGAAAGAUGACAGCCAGGUUUGGAGAUGGCUUGUACGAUUCCUACAUGAGAAUAGAUCAGGUUAGAUACUCAGAUCCGACAAAUGAAGAAUGCAAUCCUACUGGACUUCCUUCGCUGGGGAGACCUAAUGUAACUACUAACACAGUCACAAUGAAGGAUCAUCUUUUGACUGGGAGCCAAGUCAAAGUUGAGCAGUUAUUUGAAGACUCUGGCAACAGAAGGAGUAGUACUCUCCAGUCCUCUGGAGUAAAUGGUUCAGAGAGAUCUUUUCCGACUCCAGCAAAAGAUAAAAGCUUUGAGAGUAUAAGUACCACCAAGAAUAGUGGCAGUUCAACAAAAGCACAUAAAACUGGUGGUCAGUCACCAGAUCAAGCGCUGAAGCAAUAUAAACAACAGCUGACAGCGUAUGAGCAGCAAGAAAUACUUAACUUCCCUGAAAUUUAUUUUGUGGGUCCAAAUGCAAAGAAAAGACAAGGAGUUAUUGGUGGCCCAAACAAUGGUGGGUAUGAUGAUGAACAUGGCAGCUAUAUCCAUGUGCCUCAUGACCAUCUUGCCUACCGAUAUGAAGUGCUUAAAAUAAUUGGAAAAGGUAGUUUUGGUCAAGUAGCUAAAGUUUUUGACCAUAAGAACCACCAGCACCUGGCCUUGAAGAUGGUACGUAAUGAGAAGAGAUUCCACAGGCAAGCAGCAGAGGAAAUCCGGAUCUUAGAGCAUCUCAAAAAGCAGGAUAAGACUGGCAAUAUGAACGUGAUCCAUAUGCUAGAGAGUUUUACCUUUCGGAAUCACAUAUGUAUGACCUUUGAACUCUUGAGCAUGAAUCUGUAUGAGCUGAUCAAAAGGAACAAGUUUCAAGGAUUCAGUGUGCAACUUGUACGUAAAUUUGCCCAUUCUAUACUUCAGUGUCUGGAUGGUCUUUAUAAAAGCAAAAUCAUACAUUGUGACUUGAAACCUGAAAAUAUUCUACUAAAACAGCAAGGGCGGAGUGGGAUCAAAGUCAUUGAUUUUGGAUCCAGUUGUUUUGAGCACCAAAGAGUCUAUACUUACAUACAAUCUCGAUUUUAUAGAGCCCCUGAAGUCAUUCUUGGAAGUCGUUACGGGAUGGCUAUAGACAUGUGGAGUUUUGGUUGUAUUCUUGUGGAACUGUUGACUGGUUACCCUCUUUUUCCAGGAGAAGAUGAGGGUGAUCAGCUAGCUUGUAUGAUGGAGCUCCUUGGAAUGCCCCCACAGAAGCUACUGGACCAGUCCAAGCGAGCCAAAAAUUUUGUCAACUCAAAAGGCCAUCCUCGCUAUUGCACUGUAACAACACAGUCAGAUGGGAAAGUAACUCUUACUGGUAGUCGAUCACGUAGGGGUAAAAUGCGUGGUGCUCCAGGCAACAAGGAUUGGGUUACAGCAUUAAAAGGCUGUGAUGACCCCUUGUUUAUAGAAUUCUUAAAAGAAUGUCUUAAUUGGGAUCCUUCAGCUCGGAUGACUCCUAGCCAAGCUUUAAGACAUCCUUGGAUUUGUAAACGAGUGCCUAAGCCACCCGGAAUGGAUAAAACGUCAGGCAAGCGGAUUGCUCAUUAUACGAGCUCUUUCCCAGGGAUUGGUUCCAGAUUACCCCCAGUUAUUGGGGUAGCUAACAAACUGAGAGCUAAUUUAAUGUCUGAUGCAAAUGCCAAUAUACCUCUAUGUACUGUGCUACCAAAAUUGGUCAGCUAAUAGAGAAGUACAUAUUCCUAGAGUACAUAUGCUGUGUUUUUAAUUAUCUUCUUUAUAAAAAGAUUGUUAAAUGCAAAUGUUUAAGGAGGGAGGAAAAAGAAAAGAAUUUAUAUUGAGCACUAAAUCUUGUAUAAAAAAGAAUCUGAAUCAAAACAUAAAGCAUUCUAAGGGCUGUGAUUGUUUUGUCACGUUUCAGCUGGAAUGUGGAGCUUGUUUCAUGACUUCCAAUAGGUCAGCACAUUUGUUAUGUUAGCUGAAAUUACACAUUGUGUAAUAGAUGGAUUUUAUAGCAUUCUUGUAAUAAAACUUUUGAAAAAGCCCA
Messenger RNA from Pogona vitticeps (central bearded dragon), 3020 nucleotides. The record is from RefSeq and is a predicted model, not a curated record. Lineage: Eukaryota; Metazoa; Chordata; Lepidosauria; Squamata; Agamidae.